AUGGCCGAGAAGCGCAAGCUCCCCGCUCGCGCUGGGCGCGAGCCCGCCAAUAAAAAGCGUGUCUCCGAAGCCGCCGCACCUCAGUCUCAUUCAAAGAAGAAGGCCGCAACGCCUCGUGCCCCGUCUCCGCCCCCUGAGCCUGUCGAGCCUCCAUUGCCGUCAAAGAUAAAAGAGGGCGAGCCUCUGCCGAUUAGGCGAACAAGGCAACCAACCAACCUGUCGGACAAGGAGUACCAGUCCAUCGCGGAAAGCGCAGUGCUUCUCAUAUCCCUCGAACGAUCCAAGAAGAAAUGGCUCAGCGAUGGCAUUCUGGUUCGCUACUACACAAAACCAAAGAAGACCAAACGCGAACAGAUUGAGAAACUCAACCCACCGAAGGAGUCCAUGUCAAAGGUCGGCCUUUGUGAUGUGACAAUUGGUCCGCAUCUUUUUGACGCGAUGAUAUACACUGUUAAAGAUCCAGCGGCACCACAGCCGAUUCAAUACACCCCUCCGCAAGGACAAGGACGAAUGGUUCACUACGGUCCCCCAAAUAACUUUCAGCAGUAUCAACCACAUCCCUCCAGCCAACAGCGAAGACCAUAUCCAACUGGCCCUCCCGGGCGUCCACAGGGCAAUUAUUCGCCUGCGCCCCGCGGUCCACAUCAAUCAGGCCAUGCCCCUUCACCACAGGCUGGACAACGCCCACCACAGACCCAACCAGGACAGCCUGCAAAACCUAGCCCUGACCCCGUGAUUCAGAUGCUUGCCACCCGAGCUGCGGCUGACCCCGAGCUCAAAGCGUUGAUGAGAGUUGUCGCAUCUAGCCAGGCAUCCCAAGAGCAACUCCGGGCUUUCCAGGCCCACAUCGAUGAGCUGAAUGCUAUAAUUAAAGCGAGAGAGCCGCAGGAAAAGCGCCAACAAAGUUCAACUGGGACUCCGUCUCAACAGCCAGCAACUCCAGUUUCGCAAAAUAAAGCGAAUCCACCACCAAAUGCAUCUCAGCCCAAACCAGAUUCGGGCGCGAAGGCCUCUCCAGAACAAAGCUCUAAGUCACCGCCUGUGGCUCCGACGCAAACGCCGUCUAAGGACGCUUCGCAAAAGCCGCAGGCGUCUGGAACGCCGGCAGUAGCACCGGUCAAGUCUCAGGCCGAGGGAACACCACAAUCUGCAGUUCAGCCUCAAACACCGGCACCAAUUCAAACCAGCCAACCAUCCAGUACCCCUCAGGCCGCUGACCCCGCUAUUAAGCAAGAGCCAACUGCAAAGGGGCCCACCAAACUUCAAUCUGCGCCUUCCCAGCCAGUUUCGACUCCAGUCACAGCAACUGGCCCUGCCACGCCCGCUCCCACUACAGGCCCCCAGCAAAGCCCUGCGGUGCGUCCCACGCCUCCGAAUUCCGCUCAGCUAUCUACACCUCGACCGGGCCCACCUUAUCCUCCCUAUCAGCAACCAGCUUAUGGCUCUCAGCCCCCACUGCAAUCGCGUCCACCGCAGUACGGCUCACCAGCACCCUAUUACCGCCCACCCGGACCUGCACCGACCCCUGCUCGUCCAUCAUACAAAGCUGUCGUUUUUGAAUUCACGUCCCCUUUGACUCCAUAUGGAAGUGUUACCUCUGGUCAUGCUGGGUCUGGCGAUCGGUAUCUUUUUCCGGAGUAUUCAAUCCUGGAAUGGCUUCCUAAUGAGGACACCAUCCUAGCCUCAUUUCUCAUCACUAGAAAAGUAGACCCCAACGCCCCUUUCCCCAUCGAGACUGCACCAGAUCCCACCACCAGCCGUGGGAAGGGCAAAGGGACAUCGAAAUCGAAGAAAGGAGACAAGAAGGGAAAGGCCGAGAAAGGGAAAGAUGGACCUGAAACGCCAGCUCCCAACCAAGCAAGCCCACCAGUACCAGCAGAUGCUACGCCGAAAGUUGAGCCUUCUGAGAACACAUCUGAACAGGCUGGGACUCCCGGUGCUACGAGCGAACCCGUCAAGGAGGUAAAACUCAAGGAAUACUGGCAGCCGGUCACGUUCCGCAUCCACGCCACUGACAACCGGAUCCUUGAUCCUUUGACUCGCGUUGUCAAACCGGCAGACGAAGUGCGUAAGUACAUGAACGAGAUCAUGGAUCGUGCCGAGCGUGCUCCGGAUGGAUUUUUGGCUUUUCGUCUUCCGCAUGAGGAUGCCCGGGAAGCUUUUGAAGCGGAGACCACACCCGCCUCGACCAAUGCUGCCUCUGCUUCUCGUAGUCGCCCCUCUCGAGGUAGCACUUUUAAGGCGGUCGAAGAGGAAUCUGACGUUGAGAAUGCCCUUGAUCUGGAAGAAGAGGAAGAGGAACUUAUGGACUUCUACGGUGCACCAAUGGAUCUGCCACCAUUACGAGCUUGA
Molecule: messenger RNA, 2352 nt
Organism: Penicillium longicatenatum
Lineage: Eukaryota; Fungi; Ascomycota; Eurotiomycetes; Eurotiales; Aspergillaceae
Exons: 2
Coding region: 1-2352 (783 amino acids)
Biological process (GO): chromatin remodeling
Cellular component (GO): Swr1 complex
Molecular function (GO): ATP-dependent H2AZ histone chaperone activity
Source: RefSeq, a predicted model, not a curated record